Messenger RNA from Argentina anserina (silverweed cinquefoil), 1632 nucleotides. RefSeq lists its product as uncharacterized. The transcript has 3 exons. NCBI's taxonomy places the organism in Eukaryota, Viridiplantae, Streptophyta, Magnoliopsida, Rosales, Rosaceae. Bases 697 to 1194 code for a protein of 165 amino acids. The record is from RefSeq and is a predicted model, not a curated record.
CCUCUCUGUUCCUCUGAAACUACUUGGUUUACAAACCUUUGGCUUUAAAUUUUAGCACCCAUGAUCGAAAUGCUGCAACUUUUCUUCUGCCAAUUUCGUUACUUUUUUUAGUUGGGUUUAUUGGAAUUCCUGAUUCCCGAAUUGGCAAGUCUGUUUGUUAUUCUGGGGUGUCUUGUAUUUGAUCGCAUUCGUGGCUAUGUUUGGUAAAUCCGUGUUUUUUCGUUCUUCUUUGGGAAAGUUCUGUUUUUGGCGAUGAGGUGUUGAAUCUUGUACGUGUCUGGAUUCUUUGAAUCUUGACAGCUGUUGGGACUUGUUUAUAUACAUGUAUCAUUGUUUUGAUUCCUUCCCAGAAAAACUGAAUACUGUAAAGGUAGAGCUUGAGUUGUCUUGCUACUUGACUCGGCGUAAAGAAUUGAACUUUGCUAAUGUCGUGUCCUGGUUGAUUGCUAGGAACAAAGAGUUAUUGUCAUAGAUGCAGAGUAAUUUCUAUUUUCUCUUAUUGUCCUCUCAUAAGUUCGGAAAUUAGACUUGGAUUAUGUUCAUAAAGCUAAAGCAAUUUCUUGGCGUUUGUUAGCUUCUGGCACAAACUACCCAUCAUAUCAUCUGAUUCCGCUUGAGCUCUUUGGGCAGACUGGUUGUAAUCAUAUUUCCGGCUGAAAACUUAGGAAGAAACGAGCAAAAUAUCUUUGACUGAAAAUGGCUUUGGCUUUUACCAAUCUCUCAUGGUGGUUGUGGAGUGGAAAGCAGAAGGAGCCUAGAAUCUCUAAUGGCAGCUGUUUAAAUUCCUGCCCUGAAUCGGGUGUGCGGGAAUCUGAUGUGUUAAAGUUUCCUACAGUGAAAGGAGGUGUUGCCUCAUCAUCCAGAAAGGUGAAGAGGAAAUGGCAUAGUCGGGAAGAAAGGAAAAUUGAUAAGCAGUAUGAUUGUGUUCUUCUUCCAUCUGAUGGUGAGUGUGUUUCUGGUUCUGAAUCUGAUGACUCUGAUUGGUCGAUUGGAUGGCUGGAGCCUCUUGGACCUGGGUUCCAGAGUGAUGAUGAUGCAGACGAUAGUUUUGCUGUGCUGGUUCCAUGUUAUGGACAUGCUAUUCAUGAUAUGGUGGGGAAAUCAAAGAACAGAGAUCAAAAUAAUAUCGGGAGCAUUUCAGAUGAGAGCAAGAAAUUUAUGGAAGAGUGGCUCUCUUCUCUAAGAAACAGCUGAUCAGCUAAGUAAAGGGGAAUGUAAAAAAGCUAAAUUGGCCUAGUUUGUUGAUGGUAGAUCGUUUACUUAUUUAAGUAGAAGAGGAUUGCCAAAGUUAGUCAAAGUUAGUAUAACUUUGAUUAGCAGAUAUGGCGGACCAUGGAGGACUUGCAGUUGUCAUCUCUGCCCUUCAAAAUUGGUGGUAGUGUGUGAAAUAAGUACAGAAAGGGAAAAAAAAAAUUCUGCUUGUGUAUGUUGUAAAAAAAAAAAAAAAGGAAAAAAAAAGGCAAAAGGAUGGAUGAGUGAAUUUCCUUUUAGAUGUCAUUCUUGGAUGUAAAAUUUGUUUCGACGGUUAUUCUUGGAUGUACAUAUGCUGGACGAAUUAGAAGCGAAACUAUGACUUCAUCCUGAUAUUGUUGUAAAUAUCCUGUGAAUAAUUUAAAAAAUAAAAAUUGUAAA